This is a messenger RNA of Solanum dulcamara, 542 nucleotides long. RefSeq names its product cytochrome b-c1 complex subunit 6. The transcript has 5 exons. The coding region runs from base 146 to 355 and encodes 69 amino acids. Lineage: Eukaryota; Viridiplantae; Streptophyta; Magnoliopsida; Solanales; Solanaceae. The record is from RefSeq and is a predicted model, not a curated record. Gene Ontology annotation, biological process: mitochondrial electron transport, ubiquinol to cytochrome c.
AAUUUUCUCAUGUUGGCAUAAAGCCCAACAGAAAAAGCCUUUUUAAAACUUCCUGUUCUCUCUCCUCUUCGCCAUCCGCAGCUCAUUCUAGAACAGUCAGGUGAUUUUGCAGAAUCGAAGUCUUCGUCUCCAAUAUUUCUUUGCCAUGUCGGACGAGGAAGUUGUUGACCAAAAGGCGACACUGGAAGUAAGUUGCAAGCCUAAGUGUGUACGGCAACUAAAGGAGUAUCAGGCGUGUACUAAAAGGAUAGAAGGUGAUGAAUCAGGGCACAAGCAUUGCACUGGACAGUAUUUUGAUUAUUGGCACUGCAUUGACAAAUGUGUUGCUGCGAAGUUAUUUGACCACCUCAAGUAACAAGGAUAUAAGAAGUUGAUCCGUUGCAAUUUUAUCUUUCUUUUUCGUUGUUGUACAAGGCAUUACCAUAUUAUUCCUUCCUGUGCUGCAGACUUGCAAUCCCUUCGAUCAACUUGGUUGCUGCAUGGAAAAUUUUGAACUAUGCACAUCUUAAAAAGUGAUUAAUAAAUUAUACUCGUGGGUUAAA